CCCGCCUGCUUUCUGAAGUGAAUCCGAGAGGCUGUGACACAGUGGUAGAGUUAGAGAGGAAAGAGAGGGAGGGCUAGAAGUGCACGUAAGCUGCCUACAAAUGACACACACUGCAAUCAUAAACUGUGCCGCGACGCUUUCGGUCUCUUGUUUCGCAUAAUUCCGACGAUGAAGUAUGAACACGACACCGGGUCACGCGGCUUCCGGUACACGUUCAGCACAUAACGCGUUUCUAUGGCACUUCUGAGCGACUUCUCCUCAGUCCGCAAAAAAGCUUCAUCACUGAAGAGUCCGUCAAAUCUGGAUGGACACUUACCCAAGUAUGCAUGAGAUAAAACCUUUAUCCAUUACUAUAGCGUAACCAGAAGUCAAAAGAGAGAGAGAGAUUUUCUUCGUACCGUCGACUAAAUCAACUGAAGCUCGGAGCGUGUGUGGACAAUGUAGCCUUUGAGCUGGAUGAAGCGGACUGUCUGGAUUAAUUUCCACGUUUAUAGUUAUGCUGGGAUGCCGUGUAGUCUUUAUAUUGGACGAAUGCGACCGUUGCACUGGAUUCACAUAACGUCGUCUCGCACGCGGGUUUGCGCUGGUCAUUCGGAGAUUCGUUUUUGAAGUCCAGAGGACCGAAAAGACACCCAACCGCAUGUUUUGGGCAUGUUGCCCUCGCCACAGGUGUGCGUGUCUACUUUGGUGACAGUGAGCACAAUGGCAGUGGUCGACCUCUACCUGCUGGAGCAAAGCAUGCUGGGACCUCGUGGCGGAGCCCAUCCUGCAGUAUGGCCAUGUGUCGCCGUCGCACUCGGUGAUCUGUGUUUCUUGCUGGCACUGCGCUUUGUUUCUGCCGGUGUCAUCUCGGAAGCUCGCUCUCCCCGUCGGGGCUUCGCCAAUGCUCUCUGGUUCCUCUUCCUAUCUCUGCUGCAGCUCAAGCUUUUCUUUGUAUGUCAAAAUUACAGACAAGAGCGGCGACCUCCAGAUCCUCUCGCCCGUAAGACACUGACUCUAUUACUUUCUGUCUGCCUGCCCUCGCUGUUCCUCAUCCUGACAGGAGCCGAUUACAUGACUCCCCUUCGGAGAAAACAAGAGGUCCGGAGCCGACUUCUAUGGGUGGUUGUGGACCUGCUCGAUGUGCUGGACCUGCAAGCCGGCCUGUGGGAGGUGCAGGGAACUGUUGGGGUCCCCCUUUGGGUGGAGGGGAUUGUUUUCUUCUAUUGUUACGUAUUGCUGCUGUUGCUGCCGUGCGUUUCGCUAACCGAGCUCGGUGCUACUGCCCUGCCCGGACUACAGGCAACUCGGAAAGAAGCCAUCUAUCCUUGGCUCAGUUUGGUCACCAUUAACUUGUUCACCCUUGUGCCCAGAGGAGUGGGAAUGUUAUGGUAUAGGGACCCACGGGUGUCUACAGUGUUCCUGGGUAAAAACCUGCUGGCUCUUGCUGUAAAGCUUAGCUCUGCCUGGGAGAGGCACAGAAAGGGCAGUGGAGGGGUUCAGGGAGCUGGGACCACCACAGGAACCGGAACCCAGAAUCGGAGGGAGGUCUCAGAACCAGCGGGGGAGCAGGAACAAGGGUGCACGUCUCCAACGGCAUCAUCUACGCGCUACCACACGCUUUCACGCACUCAUUCACACAGCCACACGCUGUCUCACGUCAGUCUGGACCCUACGGAGACCUCGUUGGGACCUGCUUAUAUUUCCCAUGAACUCUAGUAGUCAUUGUGAAACUGCCAGCAACUUAUAAGCUUGUGGUUUAAUCCCAGCAUUCUCUAAAAUGACCAGAGAUAACAUUUUAGCACACUUUGUAGUUUGUACAAGAUUUGUAAAGCCAGGUGAAGCCUUCCUCCAGACAAAAUGAUAAUUCGUUUGAGCCGUUUAAUGAAGUGCCUUCUUUGAAGAGCGACAAUUAAUAUCCUUGCUCUCAUUUCAUUUGGUGUUCAUCCAGGACUUGAAUUUAAACCAUGUACAGUGAAGCAUGACCACUGUUAAUAUUCAACUCUGUAAUAAAUGUUUAAUAGUCACCUGUUUUCAAACAUGUUACCUGAGCCAGACCUAUAACCGGUCGGUUUGAUAUGCGACACAGAGGCAGAUCUCAGGUAAAUUGUUGCAGACCUGUCCACACCUAACGUUAGCAUUUCACAAAUUCUGUGUGACAGUUUGAUUUAUAGAGUUGGGCUUUACGAACAAAUUAAUCCAUUCCUCCGUCAACCAAAUGGAAGUUUCAUGGUCGAGCAAACACAACGAAAGUAUCUGCCUAUCACUUUCAACUGUGAAACAAAUCAAAUCGGUAGCAAAGGGCUAACUUUAAAUGUAGCACAGCCUGAACCAAAUCCCCAGCAUCACUGUAGUAUGAGUAUAAAAAAGAUGCCUUUUAUAUGACAGUGACAACAAGUGAAUCCCAUGGAGGAUUAUGGUCAGCUGACACAAUCCCCUUGCACGCUCUGAUAAACAAUCACUGCUUUCAUUAAUUGAAAUGAGAUUCAUUUUUCAAAGAGCUAAGAGCUCAUACCGCAUUUCAUUUAUGAUUUACACAGUAUUUACAGAACGUAAAAGGGUACAAACUUGCAUGACAAACGCUAACAAUAAGUCCAAGCUAUAAAUUAAUUUAAUAACCAAGAGCGGUUCCACUGGAAGCCAGUUUAGCUUCAGAGAUAUUGCAGAGUUAGAUAUUAGACCAGAUUCAAUUCCUAUGCCUCUUCUUUUUUCAUUUCAAGAUCAUGUUACCUUCCCCUGUGAGCAACUACCAUCAAUGAAGAAAAAUUACGAAAAGAAUAAAUGAGCAGUGUUUAUUUCUUAUGUGAAUCAUCUACAGCUUCAGGAACAUACCUUCUUCAUAUUUCACCCCGAAAUUGAAUAAAAAUAAUCAAUUGCAUUUUGCAAAAUGAAAAGAAACUAUAAUGUAAAGGAUGUGUUGGUUGCUAUUGCAGAAUAAAUCCAGGACCCAGGCCAGGUGCGAAAGUUUAAAUAAAAAUUUAAAGUUCAAACAAGAUUUGCAUUUGGUUUAACCAUUUGUAAAUAAAUCUCAUAUAUGUUAUUCAUUAUGCAUAUGUAUAUUUCAUUUAUUUGAAUGUAUUAAAUUGCACCUGUCAAGAUGACUCGGAGUACCCGCACAAGGCUGUGUAAU
Paramisgurnus dabryanus is the source of this 3109-nucleotide messenger RNA. RefSeq names its product transmembrane protein 265 (gene tmem265). NCBI's taxonomy places the organism in Eukaryota, Metazoa, Chordata, Actinopteri, Cypriniformes, Cobitidae. The record is from RefSeq and is a predicted model, not a curated record.